CUGCAGCUGGCGCAGUUCUCACCGAGAUCCGUCACGCAGACUCAACGUGAGACAUUCCGGCCCGGACCCCCACCAUGCGUGAAUGCAUCUCAGUCCAUGUGGGGCAGGCAGGUGUCCAGAUGGGCAAUGCCUGCUGGGAGCUGUACUGCCUGGAACAUGGUAUCCAGCCUGAUGGGCAGAUGCCCAGUGACAAGACCAUCGGGGGAGGAGAUGACUCCUUCACCACCUUCUUCUGUGAAACUGGGGCUGGCAAGCAUGUGCCUCGGGCUGUCUUUGUGGACCUGGAGCCCACAGUGAUUGAUGAGAUCCGAAAUGGCCCCUACAGACAACUCUUCCACCCAGAGCAGCUGAUCACUGGUAAGGAGGAUGCUGCUAACAACUAUGCUCGUGGCCACUACACCAUUGGCAAGGAGAUCAUUGACCCUGUGCUGGAUCGAAUCCGAAAACUGUCUGACCAGUGUACGGGACUCCAAGGCUUUCUGGUAUUCCAUAGCUUUGGGGGUGGCACCGGCUCUGGCUUCACCUCCCUGUUGAUGGAACGGCUCUCAGUUGACUAUGGCAAGAAGUCCAAGCUAGAGUUCUCCAUCUAUCCAGCCCCCCAGGUUUCUACAGCUGUGGUAGAGCCCUAUAACUCCAUCCUGACUACCCACACCACCCUUGAGCACUCAGAUUGUGCCUUCAUGGUGGACAAUGAGGCCAUCUAUGACAUCUGUCGCCGAAAUCUAGACAUCGAACGUCCCACCUACACCAACCUCAACCGUCUCAUCAGCCAAAUUGUCUCCUCUAUCACGGCAUCUCUUCGUUUUGAUGGUGCCCUUAAUGUGGACCUCACAGAGUUCCAGACCAACUUGGUGCCCUACCCUCGAAUCCAUUUCCCCUUGGCAACCUAUGCACCUGUCAUCUCUGCUGAGAAGGCCUACCAUGAGCAGCUCUCAGUAUCCGAGAUCACCAAUGCCUGCUUUGAGCCAGCCAACCAGAUGGUGAAGUGCGACCCUCGUCAUGGCAAAUACAUGGCCUGCUGCCUCCUGUACCGUGGCGAUGUGGUGCCCAAAGAUGUCAAUGCUGCCAUCGCGGCCAUCAAGACCAAACGAAGUAUCCAGUUUGUAGACUGGUGCCCUACUGGCUUCAAGGUUGGCAUCAACUACCAGCCACCCACUGUGGUUCCUGGUGGGGAUCUGGCCAAGGUACAGAGAGCAGUGUGUAUGCUGAGCAACACAACAGCCAUUGCAGAAGCCUGGGCUCGCCUGGACCACAAGUUUGACCUGAUGUAUGCCAAGAGGGCAUUCGUGCACUGGUAUGUAGGUGAGGGCAUGGAGGAGGGAGAGUUCUCUGAGGCUCGGGAGGACAUGGCAGCCCUGGAAAAAGAUUACGAGGAGGUGGGCAUCGACUCCUACGAGGAUGAGGAUGAGGGGGAAGAGUAGAGAGGCCACCUGAAGCCAUUUUACUGUUUGUUGCAAAAUCCUUUCGAAAUAAACAGAGUCUCUGUGUUUUGAAACUAAACUUGUCCCCACCCCUUGUGCUGCUGCCUGCCCUCCCUCCCUGCUGCCCAUCACCUUUUUCUUUCCUAUGGGCUGAAGGUAAGGACUGCUGACAAUCCCUGUCCCUGCCCAGAAGGCCUACCCUAGUCCCUUGCAUUCAAGGCCCUAGGGCACUGAGGUCAGGCCAAAGAGGACCAAAGAGUUGGACUUAUCUUGGGUGUGGGCUCCUCCCACCACCACAGCCAACCUUGCCUGCCCUUGGCAGGAUGUGCUCACCUCAAAAUGAAAACUAAAGACCAGUUUUGUUUCUCAUUGAGGAAGAGCUCCCUGCCACCUUCUUGCUGUCUCUGCAUUCUCCAGCUUUAGAAGAGAAGCUUGAGCCAGACCAUUAGCUUCAGGUGGGGCAGGGUUGGUCGAGUCCCAGGGCGGGGUGCCUAGCCUCAAACCUGGGGGAUGGGCAGGGCAGUGGUGCUAUGGAACGGUGGUGUGUCUGUCCCUUCUGCACCUCCCAUCUCUGCAUGGCCUCCAUGGUCUCUCCCACUGCUUUGCUGGGGACCUUCAGCUGUGGCAUUAAAGUCAGGUCCUCUCCC
Molecule: messenger RNA, 2068 nt
Organism: Trichosurus vulpecula (common brushtail)
Lineage: Eukaryota; Metazoa; Chordata; Mammalia; Diprotodontia; Phalangeridae
Gene: TUBA4A
Product: tubulin alpha 4a
Exons: 4
Coding region: 75-1421 (448 amino acids)
Biological process (GO): microtubule cytoskeleton organization; mitotic cell cycle
Cellular component (GO): cytoplasm; microtubule
Molecular function (GO): GTP binding; structural constituent of cytoskeleton
Source: RefSeq, a predicted model, not a curated record